AUGGCCAUCGAACAUGCCACUGGCACUUAUCUAUACAUCCCUCAUGGCGUUUGGGCUGAUGACCUUACACCGCCCUCAGUAGACACAGCCUUGGACAGGCGUGUCAUCUGCAACUACUACCAUGAUGUGGAGUCCGUAGCAUGGAUCUAUCUUUGGUUUCUCUAUCAUCGUUUUCCAUCGUCCAUCUAUGAAGUAUUGGCGCCGAACAUGCGGGCUCAGCUACGGUGGCUUUACAAGGAUGGAAAGGAGUGCUUUGCGGCUGGAGCGCGGUUGAGGGUGUUCGUCUCCGGGUUCAACCUGUUCACAACAGUCUCCCCAACAAUCUCCCCAAAAUUUGCGAGUCUAUAA
Molecule: messenger RNA, 348 nt
Organism: Marasmius oreades (fairy-ring Marasmius)
Lineage: Eukaryota; Fungi; Basidiomycota; Agaricomycetes; Agaricales; Marasmiaceae
Exons: 1
Coding region: 1-348 (115 amino acids)
Source: RefSeq, a predicted model, not a curated record